UAAAGGGUUAUAUUGGAGAUCGAAGAGGCGGAGCAAAGAAGCGCAUGCGCAGUUAGAUAUUUUUGAUACUUAGACUGGGUCUCCUAUAUGAUCUAAACGGAGGCACGGCUGCAGUCUCGCGCGAAGUGUAUAGUCGAAUAACGACUGACUGGUGUGUGUGCCCCCAGUCCUCUUUACUUCUCUCGCUUCUGUUAGCCCUUGCGUUGCCAGAGUCUAUCAGUCGCGUUUGUAUGAGAAAUGGAGCUCGAGCAACCAACAACGCAGUCGAAUUCCGACUCAGAAAAAAAGAUCAAGGAAAACAGCAAUGUGACUGGGAAUCAUAGUGAUGCUCAUAUAAAUGGUAUGUCAAAUGGAUUUGAUAAAAAGAGGGAACACAAAUCCGAACAUAGGGAUAAAGACAAGGAACGUUCUCAUAAAUCAGAUCAUAAGGACAAAGAGAGAAGCAAAGAGAAAGAAAGAAACCAUAAAAGUGAGCACAGGGAUAAGGAAAAAGACAGACAUAAACAUAGUUCCAGUUCUAUUAGAGAAAAGGAUAAGCAUGAUAGUAGCAAUAGUGCUAAAGAUAAAGACAAGGAUAGAAAAAGUAGCUCAUCAUCGAGCAAGGAUAAAGAACAUAAAAGUACCAGUUCCUCAAGCAAAGAUAAAGAAAAGGAUAAAAGCAAGGAUAAAGAACAUCAUCAUAAAUCUAGUUCUAGUUCUAGUUCUAAGGAUAAAGACAGGCAUCAUAGUAGUUCCAAGGAUAAAGAAAGCAAAGAGAAAGACAAAGAUAAAAGCAAGGACAAGGACAAAUAUAAGCAUAGUUUAAGUUCAAGUUCUAGGGACAAAGAUAAAAGUAUUUCUAAAGACAAAGAUAAAGAAAGAAAACAUUCAUUGGAGAAGGACAAGGAAAGACAUUCCACAUCUCAUUCAAAUGACAAAGAAAAACAUCGUUCUUCUGAAAAAGACAAAGACAAACAUAGUUUGUCAAAUAAAGAUAAACAUCGUCAUGAUAAAGAAAAAGAUCGACAUCGUCAUGACAAAGAAAAAUCUAAACACAGAGAAGAUAAAGAUAAGAAGGACAAGGAAAAGGAAGAAAUUAAGGUAAAAGAGGAAAUACUUGAUAUAAAACCAAAUCACAUAGGAAAUGAAGAAUUUCAAUAUGAUGUUGGUCAAACCCUGAAGCAUGAAGUAAAAGAAGAACCUGUAUCACAAAUUGAGCCAGAAGAUGAUGAUGACAGUGGCGGGGAACAACCAUUAUAUAUUAAAGAAGAUGAAGAUGAAGAGGAACCUGUUAAUGAAGAAGAAGGUAGUAUGGAUUCAACUGAUGGAAAUGAUACAAGACUUUCAGAUCUUCAUAAUACAACUAUUAAAACUGAGGAAGAAUCAGAUGAAGAUAUGCCAUUAAGUGCAAGAUCUAUGGCUCCCACAAGUAUUAAAAGAAGUAUAGACUCAGAGGAAGAGGAGGAUGUUCCACUCUCAGCACGUAAAAAAUCUAAGAAGAAUGAUACAAAAAUAAAGAAAAAGAAACGAAAAUACGAAGAUGACGAGGAUGAAGAUGAAAUUGAACAAAAACCAAAGAAAAAAGGUGCAAGGACAUCAAAGGGUGAAAAUUCAAGUCCAAGAAAGAAGAAACAAGAAGAAGAACAAGAAGUUUGGAAAUGGUGGGAAGAAGAAAAAAAAAGUGAUGGAACAAAAUGGACAUUUUUAGAACAUAAAGGGCCAGUAUUUGCACCUGCAUAUGAACCACUUCCACCUGAUGUAAAUUUUUACUAUAAUGGUAAAGAAAUGAAAUUAAGUCAAGAUGCAGAGGAAGUUGCAACAUUUUAUGCACGCAUGUUAGAUCACGAUUAUACUACAAAACCUGCAUUUAAUAGUAACUUUUUUCAUGAUUGGAGAGAAGUAAUGACUGAAUCAGAGAGGACUAAAAUAGUUGACUUAAGUAAGUGCAAUUUUAAAGAAAUGCAUGCAUAUUUUGUUCAAAAAAGUGAAGAGCGAAAAGCAAUGACAAAAGAAGAGAAGCAAAAAAUAAAAGAAAAGAAUGAAGAAAUCCAAAAAGAAUAUGGUUUUUGUACUAUUGAUGGACAUAAAGAAAAAAUAGGUAAUUUCAAAAUUGAACCUCCUGGUUUAUUUAGAGGGCGGGGUGAACAUCCUAAAAUGGGCAAAUUGAAAAGAAGAGUUAUGCCUGAAGAUAUUCUUAUCAAUUGUUCCAAAGAUUCCAAUAUACCAAAGCCACCAUCAGGCCAUAAAUGGAAGGAAAUUCGGCACGAUCCGAAUGUUACAUGGCUUGCAUCUUGGACAGAAAAUAUUCAAGGACAAGUAAAAUAUGUUAUGCUCAAUCCAUCAAGCAAACUUAAAGGAGAAAAAGAUUGGCAAAAGUAUGAGACUGCUAGGAAAUUAGCGCAAUUGAUAGAUAAAAUUCGUGCUGAAUAUAGAGAAGAUUGGAAGAGUAAGGAAAUGCGUAUAAGACAAAGAGCUGUUGCAUUGUACUUUAUAGAUAAGUUAGCUCUCAGAGCUGGUAAUGAAAAAGAUGAAGAUCAAGCAGAUACUGUAGGUUGUUGCUCUUUGCGAGUUGAACAUAUUACAUUACAUGAACAAAAGGAUGGGAAGGAAUAUGUAGUUGUAUUUGAUUUCUUAGGUAAGGAUUCUAUAAGGUAUUACAAUGAAGUGCCAGUAGAGAAAAGAGUAUUUAAAAAUUUACAACUUUUUAUGGAAAAUAAAUCACCAAGUGAUGAUUUAUUUGAUCGUCUUAAUACAAGUGUUAUGAAUAAACAUUUAAAUGAGUUGAUGGAAGGUCUCACUGCUAAAGUAUUCAGAACAUAUAAUGCUUCAUGGACAUUACAGCAACAAUUAGAUAAAUUGACAAAUCCUGAUGAUACAGAAGCAGAAAAGAUUUUAUCGUAUAAUAGGGCAAAUCGAGCUGUUGCAAUACUAUGUAAUCAUCAACGUUCAGUGCCUAAAACACAUGCAAAAUCGAUGGAAAAUCUUAAGGCAAAAAUAGAAGCUAAGAAACAAGCUAUUAGUGAUGCAGAACUUGCUGUAAAGGAUGCUAAACGUGAUGCGAAACACGGUUCUGUUAAAGAAAAAGUUGUAUAUGAAAAGAAGAAAAAGACCCUUGAUAAAUUAAAAGAGCAGUUAACAAAAUUGGAGGUCCAAGCAACAGACAAGGAGGAAAAUAAGGAAAUUGCAUUAGGCACUUCCAAAUUGAAUUAUCUUGAUCCUAGAAUUACUGUUGCAUGGUGUAAAAAACAUAACGUCCCUAUCGAGAAGAUCUAUAAUAAAACUCAGAGGGAUAAAUUCAGAUGGGCAAUAGACAUGGCAGGACCUGACUAUGUAUUUUAACCCCAUAGAAGAUUGAUUAUUACAAAAAAUAACUCCCACUAAUUGUAUUUAGUGAAAUUUUCGUUAAAAUUAUCGGGAGAAAAGUAACGGUAUAAUUUUCUAUAUUUACAAAAAAUAAAUGUGAGAGUGUG
Eufriesea mexicana is the source of this 3449-nucleotide messenger RNA. RefSeq names its product DNA topoisomerase 1 (gene Top1). The record is from RefSeq and is a predicted model, not a curated record. Bases 238 to 3318 code for a protein of 1026 amino acids. Gene Ontology annotation, molecular function: DNA topoisomerase type I (single strand cut, ATP-independent) activity; DNA binding. Gene Ontology annotation, biological process: DNA replication; chromosome segregation; DNA topological change. Gene Ontology annotation, cellular component: nucleolus; chromosome. The transcript is spliced from 12 exons. Lineage: Eukaryota; Metazoa; Arthropoda; Insecta; Hymenoptera; Apidae.